AAGGGUUACUUCUGAACACCUCUCCAGUGUGAACUCUGCACCAGUGGGACAACACGUGCAUAUGCAUAGAGUCAAUCUACAGACCAACUUUGACACAGAACAAAGUUCCAGCUAUAAAAGCAAUGAUUCACUGCAGACUGAACCCUCCUGCUGUUUGUUUAAGAAAACUGUGCUGUGAUUCAGCUGCUGUCAGUGGAACCAGCUGGUUUCUUUCAGAGCAUCUCAGACUCUGCAGAACCCGACCCAGUUUGUGUCAAAUCAUGGCACUUUUAGAUGUUUUGCUCCAGUCCUUCUCCACCCCGCUAUUGGUGGUUCUGGUUCUCCUUCUGACAUAUUUUCUGUUUUCUGCCAACUUUAGCUCCAAAAGUCUUGGAAAGGAGCCACCAGGACCGAGAGGACUCCCCGUGCUCGGGAACCUCCUGCAGAUGAACCUCAGGAAACCACACCUCACUUUGAUGCAG
Messenger RNA from Austrofundulus limnaeus, 461 nucleotides. RefSeq names its product cytochrome P450 2K1. Gene Ontology annotation, cellular component: cytoplasm; intracellular membrane-bounded organelle. The record is from RefSeq and is a predicted model, not a curated record. Gene Ontology annotation, biological process: xenobiotic metabolic process. Lineage: Eukaryota; Metazoa; Chordata; Actinopteri; Cyprinodontiformes; Rivulidae. Gene Ontology annotation, molecular function: heme binding; iron ion binding; oxidoreductase activity, acting on paired donors, with incorporation or reduction of molecular oxygen, reduced flavin or flavoprotein as one donor, and incorporation of one atom of oxygen.